This is a messenger RNA of Dermacentor silvarum, 6379 nucleotides long. RefSeq names its product putative FERM domain-containing protein FRMD8P1. The transcript is spliced from 14 exons. The coding region runs from base 364 to 2280 and encodes 638 amino acids. Gene Ontology annotation, biological process: negative regulation of canonical Wnt signaling pathway. Gene Ontology annotation, cellular component: cytoskeleton; plasma membrane. Lineage: Eukaryota; Metazoa; Arthropoda; Arachnida; Ixodida; Ixodidae. The record is from RefSeq and is a predicted model, not a curated record.
AGAAAAUUUAUGGUUUCGUUGUGAGUUCCGUGAAAAAUAGCGUGUGGUCGGCACUGCUCUCAACCUCUGGAAAGCGUUCUACAGAGCUCAAACCUCACUGUGACAGUCAUGGAGCCUACGGAGGAAGUAGUUCAGUGUGUCGACUGUCUUCUUCUGGGGUGAGAACUUCGCGCAAGCUUUGUGUGCCUACCUCGCUUUGAUUCUUGGGUCCCUGCACCCUUUUCUUCUGUGCCUCCACGUGCUUUGCUUUUCUGCCCUACGCCUCCUGCUCUGCUUCUGGUGGUGGGCGUCCCUGUGCUUCUGCAAUAUCACCCAGAACUAUCUGGUACAACUCCUCUCACAAGGCGGGCCCGUCUGGUCUCGAUGCGCGAUCUGGUUCCCGAGGACAGCAGCGGAAGCAGUAGCAGCGACGACGAAGAGAGCAGCAGUAUGAUGAAGCACCACCAGCAGCAGCAGCAGCCCGACCACCAGGGCCCCUGCGAGAACUACAUGACGCACAACUGCGUCACCAUCAUCCCCGUCGAGUACCCGCGCUCUGACAGCUCGCCGCUCUCAGCUUGCACCCUGCGCGGUGGACCGGCGGCGGUGGGCGGUGGCGGAGACAAGCGGGGGGACUAUGCCACGCUGGACCACCGCCACGGCCACCAUCACCACCACCACAGCGCGCCGUCGCCGUACGCGGUGUCCGUGCCGGCGCUCACCUCCACCACGCGGCGCCAGCUGCCGACGCCGACGCACCACCACCACAGCCACCACAACCAGUACCACCAACACCCGGCCACCAGCGCCAGCCACCACCACUUGCACCAGCACCACAACCACGUUCGCCAGCAGCAGUGUUACCAGUUGCCCCCGCUCACCACGGUGGGCCACGGUCACGACGAUGCGCCAGGCUGGCGAAUCCUGCCCACGCCGACGGCCCGGGACCACCUGGUGCCCCCGCCGGCUCCGGCUCCGACCCCGAACUUGGCCCCGCCGAUGGCUCCGGCCCCCCAGCAGCGGCCGGUGACGCCGCCACCGGCACCGGUGCCUCCGCCAAAGCAAGAGAUGUGCGUGUACCUCAUGAACAAGGUGUGCCUCUGCGUCGAGGUCGGCAAUGUCCAGUUGGCGACGGCCCACGAGAUCAUCGACAUCAUCGCGGAGGACGACACCGAGAUCAACUUCCCUGCACAACUCAAGGACGUGUUUGCGCUGUGGAUGACCUCCCCAUUGCUCGAGCUGCAGCUGAAGCCAGAUCACAGACCGUACUUGAUCCGGGAGCGAUGGUCAGAGUACCUGAAAAAGUACACCUUUGCAACAAAGCAACAGCUUGACUCUGACGAACCAGUGCUGACGCUGCAGAGGAACGUCUUUCUUGAAAAAUCCAAAGAAAAGGAGGUCACUGACCUCAAGCUGCUGAAAAUGCUCUUUGCGGAAGCCAAGGGCAAUGUCCUUGACGGGAGGUACCCCUGUGAGACUGAAGACUGCAUGGUGCUGGGUGCUAUCCAGGCCCGGCUCGAACUUGGCCCGUACGACCCGCUCAAGCACACGCCGGAGUUUUUCAGGUCUCGUAUUCGAGACUUUCUCCCCGAGCAUGCCUGCCGCUCGCACUGGUUCCUGCUCGGCCUGGGCGCCAAGAAUGGCCCCGAGCGCCGUCUGUCCGAGCACUACAAGGCCAUCGCGAGCAAUGUCAAGGACAGCCGUCUGAUGCGAAAGUACCUGGAAUUCUGCUGGGCAUUCCCCUACUACGGGAGUGCCUUCUUCAGCGGUCAGGUGGAGAGGCCCGUGACCGGCAUAGCGGCCCUGAUGAACCACUACGACCUUCCCGUCCUCGUGGCCAUCAACCGUGAUGGUGUCCACGUCAUGGACCCAAGUCAGCCAGUGGUGCUGCUCAGCCUGCCAUACAAGCAGCUGUCGUGGGACUACGCCUGCCCCACGCAGCCCGACAACCCCGACUGCCUGCCCUGCCUGUUCCUGCAGUUCCAACUGCCGGGGCAGAACGAGACAUCUGUGCUUCAGGUCUUCUCGCGACAGGCUAUACUCAUGGAUGCCUUGAUUUCCACGAUUGUCGAUGAGCUGAAGAAGCGAGCUUCCUGGAUUGAAGCUGAUGUCGAGACCACUGCAGUAAAUUCCAGAGCAGAUGAUGAUAUCCAGGUGCCACUGACAGUGAAGAAACUCAGGCAGGAGCAAGGACUGUCGGGACGCUUGCGAAAGCUUUCCAUUGCAAAAUUCAACAGCAGUGGCGACUACCUCAAUUCCAAGGGUUCCCUCGAGUUCAGGAGGGACGACCGCCCGAGAUGAUUGGGGUUCGAAAGGGAACCACCUUGGUACUGAGGCAAUCCCGCUACCUGGAAGUGAUGUCCAUGCCCCGCACGCACAUGUGCUGCAGAGCGGGAUGAAUUAUAGUACUCCAAUGUGUCAAGCCGGGCGUGCCACCUUGCAGCUCACUUUUGCCUGAAACGGGCGUUGCCACUUCUCUGGAGGCAUGGCAUGUCGCUAGGCUUGCUAGCAAAGAAAGCUCUGAGCAUUGUGUGGCCUUUGGACAGUGUGAGCUUAUAACGACGCUGUGGAGCUGAAGUAUUCAAAUGUUGAAGGGAUUUGAUUAGCAGUACUUUAGUGCUUCCCUCUCAACGCAGCAUUCCAGGCACACAGCGAGUUUCCGUUCUUUCGGAAAGCCAGCGACUUAUUUACAUGUCUGCUUGAGAGAAGCCAGGGAUGUAGAUAGAUUACUUGAAAAGGUUCAGUACGGCUGCAAAAAUGGCUGCAGCAGUGGCUGCUGCCAAUGCUGCGAUUGAUCUAGCUCCUUGUUUGAGACAAACCAUACACAGUGCAGAAUGCACAAGAAGGUUGAACAUGGCCAUGAAAAUGGCUAGAAACAGCUAUGAAAAUGGGCAGGAAUGGCUCCUGCAAUGGCUACCGCCCACGGAAAGAAACCAUUGCUAGAUGCAUCUGUAAAUCGUUUUUUUGCUCAUUCUGUAGCAAGUUCGUGAGGCACAGCACGAAGUGCGAAUUGUAGAGUAGCGUUCCGCACGCACACAGUUAAUUGAGUAAGCUGCAGGAUGGCACGCCUGUUUGACCCAGAAUGCUGGCACUGAAGGAGCCGGACACAUUUAUCAAAGGAAGUGAUGUAUUCCGAAAAACCACCUGUUCAACCCCCCUUUCCCCAUCGCCACCCGAGGGCUUUUUGUGACGUCCUCACUUUUUCCAUUGUUACGCUGUCUUUCGUUUUUUAUACCGUGGCUCUGCUGAUAAACAGUGUCUGUGGGCCACAUCAGUAUUAGAUAGUAGUGUAUUUAGAUUUUUAUUUCGCUGCUGUUGCCAUGGUAACUACUCUUUUAUUGUAGCUGAGAGAGGAGGCACAGAUGUAGUUAAGACCGCUGCCAUGCUUCCUGCAUGCAGUGAAUUUUAUUUACAGCACAAUUGCCUGCUGUACAUCACUGCUUCAGAGGUGCUCUUGCAUGCAAUCAUGUACUGGCAACAAACUUGAAAUGGGUACAGAAGCUGCCCUGGUGUCAAAUCUUGUAAUGAUCUGUUUCAUUUUCCAAUCUCCUGUUCUGAUCACUUAUUGCACUGUCUGGCCGAACCAGGUGAUAACAGCGUUCAAGCCAGUGACAAAGAGCGAAGAGAAUGGAAGAUAAAAUGGGUGGUUGCGAAGUUCGGCCCCUGGUUCACAGCUUCUGCCAGAGAAGUUCCAGUGCCUCUCAUGUUUCAUGUCAAGAUGGAAUCAUCACUUUGAAAAUCAGCCGGUGCCUUGUGACAUUGGCAGAAAAGCAUCCGAGUAUAUGCUGAUGCAGAAAGGCCAUGGUGAUGCAGUUGGCACCUGUUAAGCCAUUCUCUUGGUCCAGGCAGUUAUGUCACAAUGCAAAAUGCCAAGCUGAAUUCUGAGGUUACAGUCCUGAUCGAUAACUUGCAGGAUUAUCACUAUGAGUUGACACUGCAAACUCAAAGCAGAUGGAAUGAAAAUAAUGGCACACCACUUCUUUCAACAGUAUUUUCACAUUGCCUACCUCUUGAGCAUGUAUAGUACAGGAUUUCCAUCAGUCCUGUGUGGCAUCGUGCACUGCGUCAAAGUAUACCCGAAAACGAUCAGAAAUACAGCUUCUUUGUUUCUAAAUAUGUUACUUACCUUGUCUCCCGUGCGUGUGCCAAUAUAGCCAGCUACCAAAAUCGAAAAAUAUAAAAAGAAAAACAUGCUAGAAGUGUCAUGAUUGGGUCGCUGUUAUAAAUUGAGACGAAGCUCAUGUCUCCUUUGAACCUUAGUUCAGGAGCUGAAGGAAAAUAACGGUUGGAAUGAACUAGUACUUGCAUACACCGAUUUAGGGUAUUUGAAUGCAUUACGUUACAUUCGUAGUAAUGUCCGGUUUUUCUACAUUACGAAGUGGGUCUUGUAUAGAUAUUCAUGCAAAUGUUGUAGCAUCUUGCACUCGGGAGUGACCAGCCUAGGCUACAAGAGUUCCACUGGCAAGUGCUCUGUGCUUGCUCUUUUCAUCCUCACCGUGGCUCUGACUUAUGAUCCGAUCGAGUUCUAGCAGCUGUCAUUUAUGUCGUGUGGUGUAUAAAAAGUAUAAGCAGUUCAAGAGGAUGUUGUUAAACGGCAGCUUUUCUUUAAACCAUAUCAGUAAAGGUCUCUCCACAUGUCAUGUCUUCAGUUCGCAUAGAAACAUGUAAUUCUGAACAAGCAAAAGGCACCACACUUCAAAACAGAAACUGGUCUUGGCAGCUUGAAUGUGCCCUUCUUUGUGGUGUCAUUGGCGAGCUAUGUUUUGACAUGCAUGCCACAGGAACGAGAAUGUCAGUGGCAACCGUGACAAACUGUUUGACUCCGACGAGUUGGAAACAUUGUCAGCUCAUGCAACUCUUCAAAAAGUAACCCAAGACUGUUUUGUGCAGGUUGCAGUAUUGCUGUCAAAACAUUUUUAUGCAGCGGGUCAAUGAACACAAGUUGCUCUCAACAAUAAGAGCGCACACUUUGUUUAACCCCUUCUGGUCCGCAUUUUCUUUUAAUGAAGUGAAAAUUUUCUAUCACAUGCUUCCGAACAGCUAAACUUGAAGGAAAAUAAAGGAAAAAUUCCCACUGAAGUUUUUGGCAAUGACUUGAAGGUUUUUUUUUUUCAUAAACUUACAAAAGCUCACUCUGUUGUAAGCAGCACAUGGUUCUUCAGACUUACUAAUUCACAAUCAUAAUCGUGCAAAAUAUGGCCAGAUUACUUCAAAGCCACUUUUUGUGCCUCCCUAAGGCAGGUUAUAUGGAUUAGGCAACAGGCUCCAAAAAUAAAAUGCAGGGGCCAAACCUUAGUGUGAUGCAUCGUCGCAUGGACAUUUGCGAGAUUUCAGGGAGAGCAAUAUUUUAGCUUCGGCACAAGGUCAACAAAUCAUGUAAUUAGCAUUGCUGACACUCAUGUUUCUGAAAAUAGAAAAAAAGCACCGCAAGGGACUCCACUGUUGCUGCUACUCCCAAGCUGAAGUCGCAUGAAUAGUUUCUUACGAUUACCUAGACGGAAAACUGCCACUGUAGCACUAAAAACAUUUUUUUAUGAGGACUUGUGAAUAAAUGUACAAAGAUAUCAAAUAAAAACUUUGUACCAACUCGACGCUUAAGUUGGGUGAAGGAAAAGGUCUGCGCUUGCAAUUUCAGCUGUACUUGUUUUUCCUCACUUGCUUACGCACUGUAUGCGAGUAAACUUCAUUGGAAAAUGUAGUAUACGUGAAUGAAAACUUUUUCUGAAGUGUAGAAGCGUAUGCCUUUAUGAAGGUUUCUGAAAUAUAUGUGUUCCUAAGCUGUUAAACAGCUCUGAUGUCUUCACACACAUGCAGAGGUGUCCUGGAAUACCGUGGCUCAUGGGUGAAUAGUCCGUGCACAGAUUUGGUUGCAGCACAAAUGUUUCUGAAGGCUGCAGCGAGAGAUAUUGCUUGAAACAAAUAUUUCAAGUCCUUUAUUGUGCGCUUCUGCGUUUAACCGUGGCCAGUUCACUUACGAUGCUGUUAACAUAGCCUAAUAGUUUAUUAUCAUAGAAACAAGAGAAUAACUUUUUUUUGCUACACGGAACAAAUGUCAAUGAUACACAGUGUCGAGCAUGUGCGGAGAAGUUCUGAAGCAUUGUUUACUACCUGCACCAUGUCCACACUCACGCACAUUUUUCACAUGGUCAAUGUUGAUGUUUGUACGCGUUUAUUCUCUUCCCACCUUCAUAGACAAGACAAUACAAUGUACAGGAGAAAGAAGACAGUUUGUGUACGCUGUCGAAAUCGUUCUUUGAGCAACAAGUAAAAUGGUCGUUAAAAAAAAUGUGCGGCCACUGAUGCGGUGACACAGCUGUGUUCAUGCAAGGAAUGUCAAAUAUGUACAGACUUUUGUGACCGUCAUUGAAAUAAAGACACGGUGAAAUAUGCCAAAGAAUAA